AUGCAAGUUGGCAAUGUCAGGUUUUCUGUCAAAGUCAUUGUCGGUCGACGUUUAAAGCAGAGGCGUGUGGAAUCAUUAGGUCUCUUUCCUAAAGCUCGAGUUGUGCGUGGUAUUGACUGGAGUUGGGACAGUCAAGAUUGCGUAUCACCCUUAACGUCAUCAACAAGUGGAUCGAUAUUAUUAGGACCCUCAGGGUCUGCAAUUGCCUGCCGGGCUAAUAUCAGCUCAAAUAAUGACAAAGCCUCUACUGGUCCCAUCCUCUUACCUACACAAGGACGAAUUACGGGUAGAAGGGAUUGGUAUCAGUGGGCACCACGGUCUGCCGCUUUAGUUGCUUGGGAUAGUGGAGCGUAUAAUGUUUAUCGUGUUGGAUAUGGAGGAUUGGUGGACCUCAAAGCUAUACGACCUGCCAAAGGUGGAAUGUAUUAUGUCGAUCACCUUCCCCUUCUUGCCGAUUUAAGACAGUAUUCUGAUGAAGUAUGUGUAACUGAGGAUUCGAGCAGAGAAGUAUCGAUUCCAACAAGGCAUGACUUCGAGAGAAGCGCUGUAGUCCCAAACUGGACCAAUCUUCAAGAUCUUGAAACUCGACGUCGUCAGACAACACGGAGUAUCGAAGACGAAUGUAACUAUCGAAGUCGUGUUUCCGGCAAUGAAGAAUCAGUGUAUGGUUCUGCAAGCAGUAGGCAAUGCAUAGGUAAUUCAUCCCGAGGUAACUCUAAUGUCCUAUCAGCCGAUGAACCUGCAGCAUCCAGCUGUCUAAAUGUUUGCACUUUGGCUAGUAGACUUCAUUUACAGCCCUCUUCAAUCGAAAGUUCACAAAGUACAAAUGCUACUUCACGCCGAUUGCAUUCUCGCUCAAAUAGACCUCAGUACAGUUGUUCUACAGAGAGAGAGUGUGAAGAACCAGAUUCUCCUCGUGCAGCUAAUAUGUCUGCUAGUACCAGCGGCUUAAGAAGUUUGGGUCAUACUGCACGUACCCUACUGACAGACUUUUUAAGGACCAAUUCUUCUAAUCCAUCUGGGUCAGCUAAUCGUAGUAGUUUAAAUUCAGGGACACAAAGCCAUCAAUCAAAUCAGUCUCGUUCACAUUACAAUGACUCUACCUCAACAGCUGCCCGCAGCAACCGACCAACACGUAUGCAAGGCACCACAAAUGAUCACAUAAGUAGUCAAAAUGCUCGAGAAGUCAGUAUUGCAUCUGGUUCUCACAACCAACAUAGGAAUGUUCAGUCACGUCAGGUUGCUAUCACCAAUCGCGGUGGUGUUUUCACUUUGCAUACCAGAGAUGGAUUGCAAAGUGGAUCUUCAUCUAACCAAGAGUUAAUAUGCGGAUACACAACACUGUCAGGAGAAUUUAUUCGUGAAAACAACAUUACCGGCUCACAAACAAUUAGAAUACAACGUCACACUGAAGCAGGACCACGAUCAGUUCAUGGUGUGUAUAAUCAGCUGCAUACUACUUUUUCUGAAAAUCCGUUAGACAAUAGUCCUGAUACACCUCCUCAUGAUGACUCAGAAGCGACAAGUGUGGAAAGACCAGCCUGUUCUCAUACACAAACUCAAAACAACAACUCCGAAGACCUUAUUCAAGCAGCCACCGAUGGGAAUGUAAAACGUUUGAGAUGUCUUCUACAACAUCGUAAUGCAGAUGUUAACGGUAUUUCUGGUGGACAAACAGCACUUCACGCUGCUUGCCAAGCUGGCUACUUGGCAUGUGUUAUUUUACUGCUACAGUAUGGAGCCAGACGUAGAAAUUUGGAUUCUACAGAUAAUGAAGCUAUCCAUUCAGCAGCUCAAAGUGAAAAUCCUGAUAUUUUGAGACUUUUAAUGAGACGAAACACUGUCAGAAUAUCAAGGCUAAGGAAUAUUGCUGGAGAAAAUGAUAUGACAGAAGGAAAUCUCGUUGAUUUAGACGAUAACUCUCCGGAAAAUGAAGACAAUAUCCACUUAGAAGAGGACAUUCCAGAUGUAAAUGCGAGAAAUGCACUACGACAGACACCACUUCAUUUGGCUGUUAAUCGACAAAAUAUACCAAUGGUGCAAUGUCUCUUGGAAGAAAUGAAUGCUUUGACGAAUUUACAGGAUUGUGACGGCGACACACCACUUCAUGAUGCUAUCUCUAGUCAAAAUAUUGGACUGGUAAGACUUCUGUUACGUCAUAAUCCGGACUUAACAAUUCUUAACAAUGCUGGUCAAAACUCGCUGCAUUAUGCUACAGUUUAUGGAGGUGUUGAGGUAAUACGGCUUUUACUCGAACAAUGUGCCUCAACACCAUGGAUAGUAGACGAACCUCAACCUGACGGCUUAACUGCCUUGCACCUGGCAUCGCUGAAUGGAAAUAUGGAAGCCGUAGAUCUCCUUUUGCAGGCAGGUGCUAGCCCAAAUCUUGUUGUUCGUCGUCCCGCUGGUCUGUCUCCUCUGGACGGUUGUGAUGAAGAAAAAUUAGGUUCUGUGUUUACACCACUUCACUUAGCUGUACACAAAGCACAUCCAGAUGUUGUAUGCUUAUUACUAUGCUAUAGAGCCAGAGCGGCUUGCCGUAGUGGAGCAGGACGUAGUCCAAUGCAACUGGCAUUGAGUGCUCUUGGUCAGACACAGGAUUCACAGGGCACGAAUGUAAGACGUUUCGAUGUGGCUCUUGUGCCUUUCCUAGCUUCUGUGGCACGUCUUCUUGUUCGAAUGGCUGACUCACUGACAUUUACAUCAGUUCCAGGUGGGACACUCUCUAGCGGCAUAAAUAAAUUAAGGCUUCACUCAAACAGAAACAAUUAUGAAGAACAGCUGAUAGAAAUUGACAAUGAUCCUGAAGAAGAAUCCGGUCGAAACACAGUAGCCGAUUCACCACGUUUACAUCUCCAAGCAACUUUGGAAACUGGAGUUCCUCGUAAUGUCCUUAUCGCUGCAUGCUUGGCUUCAGCUAUAGGUGCAGAGUCAUGGUCAUCUCAUUUGGGAGUGAUAAAUCCAGAAAGCGCAGAAGAAGAGGACGAAGAAGAUGUUGAUAACACCACUACAGAAAUGAUUAGUGAAAAUUUUGUUACAGAUAUUUUUCGUGAAUGCAAGGAUCCUGUUCUACAAUUAGCCUUACAGCAAUGUCAUAUGGAAGCUUUGAAUUUUAUGAAAUGUUAUCCAAUAAGUACUGAAUCAAUAAAUCGUAGUCCUAGACAUGAAAUUAAUCAGCCGAAUUCACCUCUUCUGACACCUAUUUGUGAUAGUGAUGAGGAAAACCUAGUUGAUACAUUUUUCCAGACUGAUAACCGUCAAUUAGCUCAAACCGACUUACUACCAAGCUGCUCAGUAGUAGGAUCGAAUAACUCUUUUAUCAUACAAGCUCCGUUAAUCAAUCAAGCAACUGAAAAUCCUCUUAAUCAACCGUUUGCUAUUGAAAAUCAACUUAUGCCUAAACCAAAUAAUUCAUGUUACAAUAUACCUCAGUCAGAUACGCACACCUUACUCCCGCCUACACUUGAUGAUAUAGAUUUGGAAUGGCGUGAAUGUCUUGUCUGCUGCGAACGAAAUAGAUCUACAAUUAUACUUCCAUGUGGUCAUAUCAUAACCUGCGAUACAUGCACGCCUUUAAUUAAAAAGUGUCUGCUGUGUCGACAAAGGAUUACUGGAUAUCAUAAACAGAUAACAACUAAUAUCAGUUUCGAUGAAGACGAUGAUGUAGGUCACAGAAAUCAGAUCGCUACAAAUAAUAAAGCUCCUGUUACUGGUACUAAUCUAUUAAGUAUGCCUUCAUCGUCAUCGUCAGUAUCAGCGGUAACACCAGGUACUUCCGGUGCAAGCUCAAAAAGAAGCACAGAUAUCGAUGAAUUAGAUCCAUUAUUUUCAUCCGAAACAGUGACAUCGUCGUUUAUUACUGGAGCAAAUGAUAUAAAUUUAUGGCGUAAUGUACCACUUGGUCGUCUACUAUCAAUGAUAACUAAACUCCACAGUUUGCUGGACGAUUUGUUGGCAGGUGGUAUUUGUUUAGAUGGAUGUCCAUCGUGUGCAAAUACAGUCCAGUCAUUGUGGCCUGUAAUAGUCGCAUGCUCUGGGGUCAAUAAUCAAUCAACUACGAUUGCUCUAGGACAGGACAGAUGCAAUUCAAAUUCGUUCACGUUAGACUCUUCUAAUGCUAUUGAGACUGAUUUGAUCCCAAGCACCUCAAAUAUUACAAAUAUACUUCCAACAAAUAAUUCUGUCCUGAAUAGUGUUCAGACAGACAUGGAGUUAGUGCAGAAUCAACUAGUUUCACAUAAACCACCACGCAAUCUAUCUCCAAUGGACGAUCAGACUUUCAGUGGAUUGAUGAACGCAUCUAACAGGCAGACUAUGAUAACACCAAACAACCGGCUUCAUCAAGGUGGCGGCAGAGCUGAUGUACGUGGACGAUCAAGAGGUCCGCGAACGCAACUAUGUGAACGCGAACUAAACAGGCUUAAACAUGAGCUUCAAAUGAUGCGAGAACAGAUUCGGUGUCCCAUAUGUUUGGAUCGUUCACGAAACUUGGUUUUCAUGUGCGGUCAUGCUACAUGUCAGUGGUGUGGUGACCAGGUCACUGCAUGUCCAAUAUGUCGUAGAGCCGUGGAAAGUCGGAUUAUUCUCUACUAA
This is a messenger RNA of Heterobilharzia americana, 4593 nucleotides long. NCBI's taxonomy places the organism in Eukaryota, Metazoa, Platyhelminthes, Trematoda, Strigeidida, Schistosomatidae. The record is from the annotation of a GenBank genome assembly.